Williopsis jadinii is the source of this 355-nucleotide messenger RNA. RefSeq lists its product as uncharacterized. The record is from RefSeq and is a predicted model, not a curated record. The transcript has a single exon. Lineage: Eukaryota; Fungi; Ascomycota; Saccharomycetes; Phaffomycetales; Wickerhamomycetaceae. The annotation marks the transcript as partial.
AUGGGUGAUACUCUAGACAGUACCGACCCUGCUGCAGAGAGACGUUCUGCCCAUUACAAGGGGCUAGAUGCCCAAGUUGAAGGUCAGAUCCAGGAGUUGGCGAGAGCGUUGACUCCAAUGUCUGACGUUGUCAGUGGCAGCAGCUCUGAGGAGUCAGAUUCUGGUUCUGUUUUAUCAAGAGCGCUCUCCACAGCGUCUACAAUUGCACCUGGUGUCAACCCUAUGGGGGACGACCUGGAGGAGCUGGACCCUCGUCUGAACCCGGAUAAUCCAGAUUUCUCUUCACGGUACUGGAUUAAGAACAUUAGAGCGUUCAUGGAUAAAGAUGAGGCACACUACCAGAACUAUUCGUUUG